Molecule: messenger RNA, 753 nt
Organism: Solanum verrucosum
Lineage: Eukaryota; Viridiplantae; Streptophyta; Magnoliopsida; Solanales; Solanaceae
Product: luminal-binding protein 5-like
Exons: 2
Coding region: 64-753 (229 amino acids)
Biological process (GO): cellular response to unfolded protein; protein refolding; endoplasmic reticulum unfolded protein response
Cellular component (GO): endoplasmic reticulum lumen; membrane; cytoplasm
Molecular function (GO): heat shock protein binding; misfolded protein binding; ATP binding
Source: RefSeq, a predicted model, not a curated record
UACCUUUAUCUGUCAUCGGAGAAGAUAAACGAAGAACACAUUGUUCGUUUGGAUCUACGAGCUAUGGCUACUGCGUUGAAGAGACGCGUAUCCUCGAUCGUUUUCGCAAUCUUCCUUUUAGGGAGCUUGUUUGCAUUCUCUAUAGCUAAAGAAGAAGCUACCAAGUUAAGAACCGUUAUUGGCAUAGAUCUUGGAACAACUUAUUCUUGUGUUGGAGUUUACAAGAAUGGACAUGUUGAGAUCAUAGCAAAUGACCAAGGUAAUUGUAUCACCCCUUCAUGGGUAUCCUUCACUGAUGGUGAGAGACUGAUCGGUGAAGCAGCUAAAAAUCAAGCGGCUGUUAAUCCAGAGAGGACUGUCUUUGACGUCAAAAGACUUAUCGGGAGAAAGUUUGAAGACAAAGAAGUACAAAGGGACAUGAAACUUGUUCCCUAUAAGAUUGUUAACAAGGAUGGGAAACCAUAUAUCCAAGUUAAAAUCAAAGAUGGGGAGACCAAGGUCUUCAGUCCUGAGGAGGUCAGUGCUAUGAUUCUGAUCAAGAUGAAAGAAACAACAGAAGCUUUUCUUGGAAAGACAAUCAAGGAUGCAGUUGUCACUGUUCCAACAUACUUCAAUGAUGCCCAGAGGCAGGCCACUAAGGAUGCCGGUGUCAUUGCUGGUUUAAACGUGGCAAGAAUCACCCGCGAGGAAAAUGCUGUCUCUUUAUUUUCGCGCCUGAACAUUUUUCCUGCCAAAUAUGAUAAAAACACAUAA